Messenger RNA from Rhagoletis pomonella (apple maggot), 1472 nucleotides. RefSeq lists its product as uncharacterized. The record is from RefSeq and is a predicted model, not a curated record. Bases 217 to 804 code for a protein of 195 amino acids. The transcript has 2 exons. NCBI's taxonomy places the organism in Eukaryota, Metazoa, Arthropoda, Insecta, Diptera, Tephritidae.
AUUUAGCCGCCGUCUCCGUCGACCGCCGGCCGUCCAUCAGUUGGAACACUCCAAAACAUUAGCCCACGAAGAAGCAUUGUGCGCUACAGUCCACCACUUGGAGAAGUCCUGCCCCAUCAAUCGCCUAAGUAAGGUUUGGCCCCCCGCCAUUUGGUCCUUCUGCGCCAGCAGACCCCGAACCAGCAGCAAGUAUUAGAAAAAGUCCCUUUGUAAACCAUGGAUCACGAUGAGGCACCUCAGCCAGCACCGCGAACGUUCCUAAAGUCGCAGAUUGGAACCACCCACAGCAUACGUUCGGCGAAUCAUCCCACGGAGGAUUAUAAGCGGUGCCGAUUGUGCGCCGGUCAUCAUGCGCUCCGAGUAUGUCCAGCGUUCUUAGGCGUACAGCCACAGCAGCGCUUCUUACUGGCAAGGGCGCACAAGUACUGCACGAACUGCCUGGCGCUUUCGCAUCCGACCGCCCAGUGCACGUCCACUACCACCUGCCGCACUUGCUCUCUACAGCAUCAUACACUACUGCACCGGAAUGGUAUACCGGCAGCCCGCCGCACGAGGGCGAACUCCGCAGUGCAGCCCCCCAAACGCCUCGACCAGACAAACAAAAACGCUCCCCAACGUGGGGGAUCAGGGCGUACAUCACCGCCCUACAACCACACCCGACACCAUCCCACCAGAGGGAACCGUAAAGUGCGCUUCACGAGGAAGGGAUUCCAAACUGCUGGCUAUCGUAGCAAGGCUACCAAAAUUUUGGUUCACGAGGCAAUGAGGGCUCUACGGGAGCUGAAGGAUGCACUAGCCGCCUAACGCGGCCAGGGCCGGGAGGAUGGCUACGCGAGCACUGCAACACUUAUAUUUAAUUAACACAAUUUGUAGCUAGCUUACUAGUGUGCAUUUCAUUUUGAAUUUUGUAUCUCUUGAAUUUUGUAUAUUUUGAAUUUGUACUUUGAACUAGCUCUGGUGUGCACCCUUUGUAAGCUUAUCUUAGGAGUGGUUGGCAACGCAUGCCCAACUCGCUCGCUACCAAAUCGCUGUAUACUCAUUUGUAUGUAUAUAUAUGCUUUGCAUCUUUUGACAGCUGUAUUAUUACAAUUUUAUUUCUUCGCUUAUAUAGACGUAACUGCAGUGCUCGUGCGCGAAAUAUUUCAUUAAACCUAUUGUCUCAUUGUUUUUUGUAUAUUCGGAUAUUGAAGUCAAUUAAAGUUCGCAUUAUACGCGAAAAUUUGCAUCUUUCUUUGUAAUCGAAAGCCAAGUGAAUAAAUCGUUCAAAAGCAAAACAUUUGGUGUUUCAUUUCGUGGCCGCGAGUUGAAGGCGUUUUUGAACGUAGCGCGUAGUUUGACGCACCACACUUGCAAGCAACUUGCUAUACAACGGCACGACUCCUAACCUGCUGAAACCAUCCCCGUCAUCGUUGGAGUUUUUGGCGUAUUCAAAGUUGAACAUCCAUUUAGCCGCCGUCUCCGUCGACCGCCGG